UCUCCCCUCUACAAGUAACCUCAAGUCUCAACUCCUCCCCCCCCCAUUCUCUCUCUCUCUCUCUCUCUCUCUCUCUCUCUCUCUCUCUCUCUCUCUCUCUCUCGAUUCUUGUUUGUCUUCGGAGUCUGCAGCCAUGGUGCUCGAGGCGACGAUGAUCUGCAUUGAUAAUUCGGAAUGGAUGCGAAAUGGCGAUUACUCUCCCACGAGGUUUCAAGCUCAAGCCGACGCCGUAAAUCUUAUUUGCGGAGCUAAAACUCAGUCUAAUCCGGAGAAUACUGUAGGAGUUCUAACAAUGGCCGGUAAAGGGGUUCGUGUGUUGGUCACUCCUACCAGCGAUCUUGGCAAGAUCUUAGCUUGCAUGCAUGGACUAGAAAUUGGUGGUGAAAUGAACCUGGCCGCAGGAAUUCAGGUGGCUCAAUUGGCUCUUAAGCACCGCCAAAAUAAAAAGCAACAGCAAAGAAUUAUUGUAUUUGCUGGAAGUCCUGUCAAAUAUGACAAGAAGGUCUUGGAGAUAAUAGGAAAGAAGUUAAAGAAGAACAGUGUAGCCCUUGAUAUUGUUGAUUUCGGUGAAGAAGAUGAUGGAAAGCCAGAAAAGCUGGAAGCCCUUCUUACUGCAGUAAACAAUAAUGACACCAGUCAUAUUGUUCAUGUCCCUACUGGCCCAAAUGCUCUUUCGGAUGUGCUUAUAAGUACACCUGUCUUCACUGGCGAUGGGGAAGGUGGAAGUGGUUUUGCUGCAGCUGCUGCAGCUGCUGCUGCAGGCGGUGUCUCUGGUUUUGACUUUGGUGUGGACCCCAAUCUAGAUCCUGAGCUGGCUCUUGCACUCAGAGUUUCUAUGGAAGAGGAGAGGGCAAGACAAGAAGCAGCUGCCAAAAGGGCUGCAGAGGAAGCUGCUAGGCAGGAAAAGGGUGGGGAACAACAGUCCAGUUCACAAGAUGUGGUUAUGACUGAACAAGCUGCUGCUGUUGGAGCUUCUGAAGCUGAUGAUAAGAGAAAUGACCUAACGGAUGAUGAGAAUGCCCUGCUACAGCAGGCCCUUGCAAUGUCCAUGGAUGACACCUCCUCCACCCGUACUGUGCGAGACACGGAUAGUGUGCGAGACAUGGAUAUGCCCGAGGUAGUAGAUGAUCCAGAGUUGGCACUAGCUCUUCAGCUGUCUGUGCAGGACAGUAUGAAGGAGUCAGGAAGCCAAACAGAUAUGAGCAAGCUGUUGGCGGACCAGUCUUUUGUGUCAUCUAUUCUUGCAUCGCUUCCUGGUGUUGACCCAAAUGAUCCUUCAGUUAAAGAUUUGCUUGCUUCAAUGCAAAACCAAUCUGAGUCUGAGCAAAAGAAGGGGGAAGACAAGGAACCACCAAAUGAGGAGGACAAGUGAUGACGCCCUGCCCUGUUUUCAGACGAAGGCGGCUUUUUUUUCCAUCAUGUGGCUGUGAAGGUGGAUUUGGAUGGGUUGGGUUACACCAUUCGUCUGCAAAGGGGCUAUAUGCAGAAGUAAAUGCAUCCAUGAUGAGGAUAUUUCUGCACUCUUUCAUUAUUCAGAAAGAAAGGAACUUGAAAACUGGUCAGCCUUCUUGUGUUACAUUUUUAGUUGAAACUAGGUUUUUUUAUUUUUAUUUUUAUUUUUAUUUGGAUGUAUGGUAUGGACAUGGAGCUUGAGAUUGGUGGGGGGCACAUGCCCAAAUUAACGACGACUUUCUGUAUCUGCUUUUGUUAUUAGCACUGUAAAACCAGCAUUUAUAGUAUACAUGUCUUUUUCCCCCAUAAA
Malania oleifera is the source of this 1762-nucleotide messenger RNA. RefSeq names its product 26S proteasome non-ATPase regulatory subunit 4 homolog. The record is from RefSeq and is a predicted model, not a curated record. The coding region runs from base 134 to 1372 and encodes 412 amino acids. Lineage: Eukaryota; Viridiplantae; Streptophyta; Magnoliopsida; Santalales; Ximeniaceae. Gene Ontology annotation, biological process: proteasome-mediated ubiquitin-dependent protein catabolic process. The transcript has 11 exons. Gene Ontology annotation, molecular function: polyubiquitin modification-dependent protein binding. Gene Ontology annotation, cellular component: proteasome regulatory particle, base subcomplex; cytosol; nucleus.